This is a messenger RNA of Hippocampus comes (tiger tail seahorse), 778 nucleotides long. RefSeq names its product SAP domain containing ribonucleoprotein (gene sarnp). The transcript is spliced from 11 exons. Gene Ontology annotation, cellular component: nucleus. Gene Ontology annotation, biological process: poly(A)+ mRNA export from nucleus. The record is from RefSeq and is a predicted model, not a curated record. NCBI's taxonomy places the organism in Eukaryota, Metazoa, Chordata, Actinopteri, Syngnathiformes, Syngnathidae. Bases 76 to 717 code for a protein of 213 amino acids.
AAGAAGAAGAAGAAAGAAACGGCGGCAGCGGAAGAAGCGCUUUGAUUGGAGGGAGGACUUGAUCAACAAAGAAAGAUGGCUGAAGUGAUCGAGCUGCACAAACUCAAGCUUGCUGAGCUGAGGCAAGAGUGCGACGCGCGAGGUCUGGAGACCAAAGGCAACAAAGGCGACCUGGUUGCGCGCCUACAGGCCUACCUCGAUGAACACGCCACAGAUGAAGAUGUGGACGUGGACGACGUGCUGGCGGACGAUACCGCGGACUUCCCCAAAGGCGAGAUUGUGGACAAUGGCAAAGACGUCAAAGAAUCGCAAUCACCCGUGGCCCAGCUGUCCGCCGAGAAGAAGAUCGUGAAGAUAUGUCCUCCGGCGACAGGCGGUGAACAGCUCCAGAAACGCGCCGAGCGUUUCAAUCUGCCCGCAUCGGCCGAAGACAAGAAGGCCCGCCGUGCUGCCAGGUUUGGUUUAGCGAUCAGCGCUUCAGAUGCAUCCACAGGCGCCGCCUUGACCAGAAACGUGCCGGUCAACGUGGACCAGCUGAAGAAGAGGGCGGAGAGAUUUGGCAUGAACGUCUCGUCGCUCUCGCAAAAGCUGGAAGCAGACGAGAAGCUGAUGAAGAGGAAGGAAAGGUUCGGCAUCCUCACAGGCGGCGGAGCGGCCGGCUCAGCGGACGUCGAGGCAAAGAAACUGAAGCGUGCCGCUCGAUUUGGAAUAGUAUAGUGGGUGUUUUUGGGUUUGUUUGUUUUUUUUUUUUUUACAUUUUCAAUCACCAUGUUUCUAA